This is a messenger RNA of Ascoidea rubescens DSM 1968, 1362 nucleotides long. It is a transcript of the gene HRD1, whose product is annotated as E3 ubiquitin-protein ligase HRD1. Gene Ontology annotation, cellular component: cytoplasm. Lineage: Eukaryota; Fungi; Ascomycota; Saccharomycetes; Ascoideales; Ascoideaceae. Bases 1 to 1362 code for a protein of 453 amino acids. The record is from RefSeq and is a predicted model, not a curated record. The transcript is spliced from 2 exons.
AUGAAUCAUAAGUCGCAGAUUGUGAUAUAUUUUGUGGUGAGCAACGUAAUUGCGUUUAGUUGUAUUUACCAUGGAUUCAAUAGUCAUCCGAAUUAUUUCCAGGCAGUUACAUAUUUGUCUCAGGGAUUUAAUUUGAUUAUAUUGACAAAUUUUGUUAUAAUUUAUUCGUUAUUGAUCGUCCGGUUGUUGCAGAUAAUAUUUUUCGGAGCAUCAUUGAGAUUGAUUGAGAUUGAGCAUAUAUAUGAAAGGCUCUGGAUAUCGAUUACAAAUAGUUUUAUCUCCUUGGCCACAUUUCGAAACGAGUAUGGGAUUUUGAUUAAUUUUUUCACGGCGUUAUUAUUGUUUGUUAAAGUGUUCCAUUGGAUAUUGUUUGAUCGGAUCAAUUUCAUGUAUCAGCCAAACAAUACAAUUAAUAAUAUUGAAAACCAAGAUGAAGAGUACGAGGUUAGUUUUAUUAAAAUUUUCAAAAAGCUAUUUAUCAAUCGGAUAAGCAUUGUUGUUAUGUUAAUGAUCUACGUUGAUUUAAAGUUGAUAGGAUUUUGUAUAAACCAGUCAUUUAAGAAUUCUACCAAUGUCUUCAUAUUUUUCUCCUUUGAAUUUUUUUUGUUGUUUAUUGAGAUAAUCUACUAUAUUUUAAAGAGUCUAAUUAAUUUGGUGGAGAUUGUUUAUUUGAUCAAUCAUCCACAUGAAGAGAGUUUGGAGGAAAAGUCAUUUUAUUUGCAUAUAAUUGAGAUUGUGCAUUUGUUUUUAAGGUCGUUGACAUAUAUUUUGUUGUUUUUGUUAUUGAUUGAUCCGUAUAACUUCCCGCUACAUUUAAUCCGCGACUUUUAUUUGAGUUUGUCGAGGUUUAUUAAGAAGACCAAGCAGUUUAUUGAGUUUAAUAAGAACAGUAAAAAAUUGGAUUCAUGUCUAGUAGAUGCAACCGAAGAAGAGUUGAAAAAUCAUGAUAAUUUAUGUAUAAUCUGUCGGGACGAUAUGACAACUAUCGAUAUACCAACUGGAACAAGGUUGUAUCCUAAAUUAUUAAAGUGUGGGCAUAUUAUCCAUUUAGGCUGUUUGAAAAAUUGGUUGGAGAGAUCACAGAGGUGUCCUAUGUGUAGAGCUCCAGUUUUUCAAGAUUCAGCAGCACCAAGAGACACUACAAGAAACGCUACAAGAGAUGCUUUGCCGGAAAACUCUCUAAUACCACCAGACUGGACCAUCCUUCCGCUUCGUCGUGCAAAUAGAGGCACUAUCGGGCGUGUGGGCGAGACCUCUGAAACAACACAGACCACACAAAUAGAAGAAGCAGGGGAAGCAGAGGAGGCAGAGUGGGAGGUGGCGCUCAGCGACUCCUGCUGGGUCCACUUGAAGAAGGAGUGA